AUGAUUAUCUACGAGGACGUUAUUUCCGGAGAUGAGAUGCUCUCGGACACCUUCAAGAUCCAGCCCGCCAAGGACUGCCCGAUCCUGUGGGAGGUCGACUGCCGCAAGUACCUCAAGAAGACCAACGAGGACUUCGAGCUGGAGGGUGCCAACCCCUCCGCUGAGGGUGGUGAUGAUGAUGGCGGUGAGGGCGAGGCCAUCAUGGUCCACGAUAUCGAGGACCAGUUCCGUUUGACCUGGCUCAAGCCUGAGGAGGGUCUCAAGCCCUCCAAGGACGCCUUCAAGGCUCACCUGAAGGCCUACGUCAAGAAGGUCCUCAAGAAGCUCGAGGAGAAGGGUGACGCUGACGCCAUCGCCGAGUUCAAGGCCAACGCCGCCGGUGCCAUCAAGAAGAUCUCGGCCAACUACGACAACUACGACGUUCUCAUGGGCUCAUCCAUGGACGGUGACGCCAUGCACAUGCUCAUUGACUUCCGCGAGGACGGUGUCACCCCCUUCGCUACCCUCUGGAAGCACGGUCUCAAGGAGAACAAGGUCUAA
Messenger RNA from Penicillium alfredii, 540 nucleotides. RefSeq names its product translationally-controlled tumor protein. Gene Ontology annotation, molecular function: calcium ion binding. The record is from RefSeq and is a predicted model, not a curated record. Gene Ontology annotation, cellular component: cytoplasm. The transcript is spliced from 4 exons. Lineage: Eukaryota; Fungi; Ascomycota; Eurotiomycetes; Eurotiales; Aspergillaceae. Bases 1 to 540 code for a protein of 179 amino acids.